GUAAACAGCAAAAAGAAAACGAAAAACAAAACAAAACAGUGAUAUUUUAGUUCAAAAAGCGAUUAAAUUCACCGAUAACCGAUGUUAGGCAACCCUACAUUACGCUCAUGGGAUCGUUGCUACUGGCAACCCUGGUCAAAAAGUCAAAACAAAACGGUUUUGAAUUUAAUUUGUGUAUUCAAGUUGCCUUCAACAGAAAAAUGGAUAAAAAGAAAAAUAGGAAAAUUCAGACCUCGCGACGUUAUCGAAGGACUGAGCAAGAGGUCCAAGCAUUGUUGAGAGACACACAGAGUCUGAGUGGAGGAGAAGAGAUGUCCAAUGAAUUAAGAAGCUUACAGUUCUUCCAUGGCCAAACCACGGACAAUGAAAAAGGUAGUGGGCGUGUAGAGGAGGAGGAAUUGGAGCACGUUCCUGAAUCAGAUGCUGAAAGUGAAGAGGAUUCUGGUGGCGAUCUAGCCAGCAAUAGUAAAUAUAGUGGAUCACCCAGCCGGCACACAUUCAUACAAAUUGAUUUUAACGAUCCACCGCUGGUUUGGCCAAAGCUGGUGAAGCAAGAGCAUUACUAUGAUUAUAGUCUUCUAUAUAAACCCAGUAGUGUGCUGAACUUUCAGUUAAAUAUGAGUGACCAACAUGCAACAACAAAAGGUCUAACGGGUUUUCAAAAACGUCUAAUAAAUCGCUUUCAAGAGCAGUCCAAAAAAAACGGCAGUAGGUUGAGCCCAGAUUUGUUGGCCCAACUUGCUGAUGCCAACUCCGCGGAGUUUGUAAUUGAUCACACACUUUAUCGGAGUUAUUGUAAAAAAGAAUUUUCAAGUAUUUUCUUUACGCCACUUCCAAUGGAUCAGGUUCAGGGCUUACCCAUUCGUCGUUUCUUUAAACUAACAUUCAGGCAUUUGAGGUUCACCUGUCACCCACAUUUUCUGGACGAGCAUUAUUUGGCCCAGCAGUUGGAGGAUCUCUUCGAUCUUUAUGCACAACAGCAGAAGCAACAAAUUCGCCAAAAAUUACGCCAAGAGUUAGAACUAGCACGACAAGUAGCUGCAAAGUUACUUCAAAAUGCUCGAGAGGCUCAAUCCAGUGAAAUCAAGCGACAGCUUCGUCUUAUCCAGCAGCUGAGAGAACGUUACUAUGCCGAGUCCAGUUCGCAGCGUAAACUACUCAAACGCCUACUCAAAAAUUGGGCUAAGUUGAAGGAACUCCGUCGACAACAGAAAUUUCAGUGCACUCGCUUUCAAUUAAGCCUGCGGGUGAGUAAGCCCCAGGAUCUGGUCACUUGUUAUGCCACAUGGAAGCAGAAUUUUGAGACUGAUUUGGCAGAAGUCUAUCGGGAGCAUUUGGAGUUGUUUUACUGCCGCCGUCGGCUCUGGAGCGAGGACAAUCCCUCCGGCUCUCAAUCACAAUUAAAGCCACCCCGCAAGCCUAAUUUCGAUAAAAUUAUGGCCAAUUUAAAAAGGGAAUACGAAUGUGCCUUUAAUGACCCGGAGGAACCGCAUAUCGAUAUUAUACGGCUUUAUGCCGAUGAAUCUCAGAUGCGGAUUUCACUGCCAGGCGAUGUCAAGUCCCGAAAUUAUUUUAUGAAACUUUACCUAGAUGGACAAUAUGUGGGUCAUACUAAAAGCUAUCGCCUUGAGCCGGAUCUGCAUUUAUAUAUGAAUGAAUGCAUUGGAGUGUUACUAGAGCGAACGUUACCAGAGGAAUUAAACAUCUGGCUCUAUGAAAAAUCUACUUUAACCCCUCAAAGUCGUCGUGUUGCCCUGAUGAGUACCACCCUCGAGUUGAGUUCCAAAUGCAAUGCAGACAUAAUCCAUAAAAAAUUAACCUUCAAGGAGACAUCCUCUACAUCUGGGGAUUUAUUUGUACACUACGAAUAUCGUUCAGCCCAAGCGAUUAAUUCGUUUGGUCAAUUGGAUGACAUAAGAAAACUGCCAGCUGCUCUGCAACGCAAACUAAUGGCCAAUAGUCUUCCAAGUCUCAAAGAACUAUCCCAAUCGGAUACUCAGACUGCUCCCCGACCACCUUUUCGUGGCAAAUCGAAGAAGAAAACUUUGUCUUCGGCAUUGUCCUUGAUUUUUGCCGAACAGCAGUUACAAUUCUGUAGCAUGGCGACUUUAUUGGGGAAUCGUCGUUUUCAAAUUCUUCAUUCGCGUCACCAGCAAAGGAACUUCCACACAAAGCAGUUGCGAUUCGUACCAUCCUUUGAGCAUGAGAUGACAGAGCUAGAUUUAAUACCAACCGAUGGCACGUCCGAGCCAGCACUUUUGGAGCCGGGAUACUGUUGGAAUCCAAUCGAUCUACACAAGCAUCGCGGACGUAAAUUCUUACAGUUGCUCUAUGAGGUAAUUAGGAGUCAAUCGGCCAGAAGAGCUAGGGCAAUGGAGACUCCGCUGCCUCUUUUGCUACUGGCCAACGGAGAGGUGAAUCAUUCAACAGGCUGGACAGGUCUAUGGCGUGCACUUUUAUCUUGGUUUACUGCUGGCGGUGAAAAAGGCAUAACACGAGAACCCGCAAAUUGGCAGCCAGCAGCAACUCCAAAUGAAUAUCAGCAAUUCACCAUAUCGCUGCAUGUGGUAAGAGCGAGCGGAGUGCCGGUGCGUAGUCGCCAUAUUUUGAAUGUGGAACGUCUGCCAACCGGUGGAGGGGACAUUAGUGCCAAUUUAUUUGUUACUCAGACUCUGAUGUAUUCGAAUGUACGUCCAUUUAUAACCCUAAGCUACGGACAACGUUUGAGUCGUAGUCGUACUGCCGAGGGCAGUAAUCCAACAUGGAAUGAGCAGCUUCAGCUGCAGCUUAAUGGUCAUGUGAGUGAUUUACGGGAAGAUAUUAAGAUUAGUCUCUUCGAUGAACUUGUCGAGCAGCAAUUUACUGAUGAGGCCUCGGAUCUUUAUCAGCGAGUGCAAUGCAACUGGCUUGGAGAAUACCGAGUGCCAAUCAAUUGUCUGCUAGCCACUGGGAAGUUUGAAGGUUGCAUUGAGAUGACGAUGCCAAAAAUUCUGGUAGGCUAUAAACGCCCGCUUAUUGAUUCGGUGACCAACAUUGCAUCAGAUCAAUAUCCUGAAUUCAAGGAGUCAGUACAUCUUUGGUUCUAUCUCAGCAUUGAACCAAAUGGUUGCGAUCUAGCACCCAUGCAAGUGAAUGCCUUGGCCUGCGCAGAGCUUCCAGAAUUGCAGAGCUUCCUUCAGGAGCGCCGCCUAGAUGUGCAACAAAUGCUGCCGCAACCGCAACGCUACGUGGAUCCGUUAAUUUGCACGGCUCAGGGCAAACGAGUGUGCCUUACCCGCCUUCUCGAGCCAGUGCCUCUGCCACCUUCCUUGAAUUUAAGUGUAGAAAGUUGUGCACGUUUUGUGUCAUUGCUUUCGCACUUCCGUCCGUAUGAUGGUUGCCAACGUUUUCAGGGAGUAUGGCUGGACAAUCAAUCAUUGCUAGACAGUACUUGGUGUUCCCCCAAGGACUUGGGGGUUUUAUUAUGCAAUUAUAUGCUAUCCUUGGGGCUGCAGUGCUGGCUUCUCCUCGGUGUGGCCUGUCCAUAUGGCGAAUGCUCGUUUGUUCUCUUCCGGCAACCAGAUACGGCUGAUCUAUUGCUACUGGCCCCAGCUACAGGCAAACGCUAUCAACUCUAUGACGUCUAUUGUCCUUUAAUGCGGGUUUAUUGCUUGGUUAGCCAACAGAAUAUCUAUUUCAACAUUCAAACUGAGAUGCGUGUAAGCAUGACCAAUUUCAAUCCCCACGAUAGUUCUUGUUGGCUUCCACUUUUUAAUAGGAGACAGCCAACGGCCCCACAGGCUGGAAUUCAGAAACUUGACUAUGUUUACAAAAAGACCUAUGAUCUGAGCCAACUACAGAAACGUAUUGAAAGGAAGAUUAUGAAAAAGAUCAGUGCCUGGCGAGCGACCAGAAAAACAAUCUGGAAUCGUGCCUUCCAACCCCAUUUACAGAAAAUCCUACGUGAACUUGAAAAUCUCUCUAAUUUCUCAACUAGCCGUUACGAUGAACCAGCCUAUAGUGAGGAGCUAGAGCGCGAAUAUCCCAAUUUUAGGCUUUACGGAUUUACCCUUAACUUUUCCUAUACAAAUUUGGCGGCAAUUACGGAGCGUAUACGUACAACUUGCAUACACUAUAACAACAACACGGUGGAGUUCUGUGUGGCUGUGCAUAUCAAUGCCUAUGCCAAUGAUGUACUUUCUGUCUGGCUGUUUCUUUUGUCAAUAGUGCCUCUAGUCGAGUAAUCCAACUAGUGAAAUCAAACCAAAUGAACUGAUUACUAUCGCUUUUAUGGAACAAAAAGAAAAAAAAAGAAGAGAUAAUUUGACUUAAAA
Drosophila willistoni is the source of this 4313-nucleotide messenger RNA. It is a transcript of the gene Cc2d2a, whose product is annotated as coiled-coil and C2 domain-containing protein 2A. Lineage: Eukaryota; Metazoa; Arthropoda; Insecta; Diptera; Drosophilidae. The record is from RefSeq and is a predicted model, not a curated record. Bases 108 to 4223 code for a protein of 1371 amino acids. The transcript has 6 exons. Gene Ontology annotation, cellular component: ciliary transition zone. Gene Ontology annotation, biological process: non-motile cilium assembly; protein localization to ciliary transition zone.